GGUGCUAAUCGCCGUCAUAUGGGCCUUGAGUCCGGGGCGGGAAACAAGCCUUCACCCCUGGGGACAUGAUGACCGUGAAAGAGGUCUGUGGAGGUGGCUUGCUUCCCUGACCUCGGUUCGAAUCCCAGAGCCAGGAGGAACAUGGUGCAGGUUUUAUUAUUUUAGUUUUUUUCUUCUCCCAUGUGAUUACCUUCCUCUGCUCCUUCUCUGUGGUUCUCACCCGGGGGAGUGUGUGCGUGAGCCCUGUCACUUGUGUCCCAACACCUUUCAUAAUUCCCAAGGCCGUGUGAUGGCCAGUGACAGUGACAGCUCCGACGGGGGGCCACUCUACCAGGCCCUGCCCACCCCCAGGGUGCCCAGAGACUUCAAGCCAGUUGCUGCCCCCACCUCAGCAGAAGAGUAUAUACAGCAUGUUGUGUGGGAAGCUCGGCAGUGCAAGGGAGUUGUGACGGUGGAUGUGGAGGAACACAGACUCAACAAACCUAGUCCUGUGAUUCAGAAACAAGUCAAAGCCUCAGCACCACAGGGCUAUACUCCUUCCUUGGAAAGUCAACAGAAGCUCAUGGCACAGUUUUCCAAGUUACGAACACACAUUGCAAACCUCCGAGCAUCAGGAAGAAUACCUAAGCCUCCUAUUGCUUUGCCAGGCAUCACAAAGCGGGAAGAAUGGUGCAAACUGUGCUUUGGCAACAGCUUUCAAGUGGCUCUUCUGAAGCAGUCAAGCCAGGAUGCUAUGCAGCCAGAGUUAAUCAAGGGCCAGCAACCCUUACUCAGCAUACUCCUCAACAUUAAGCAGAAAGGAAUUGAGAACCUGCUUGAGUGGCAUGGCCAGUGGUUGGAGGUGCUGGGGUUCUCAGAGUCACAGGGCCGCUGGUUCUAUGCCCUGCUGGCCUGCCUGGAGAAGCCACUCACACCCGAGAGUUGCUCACGGAUCAGACACAUUGCCAUGAUGUGCGCCAAAAUUAGAGCUUCUCUGGAAUCAGCUGACCAUCCCCAUCUCUCUCAGCUCAAUGUGAUCAUUUGUAUAGUGGCACGUUACUUUUGUCAAGAGGACCUCGUUGACCACUAACUAGCACUCUGAGGCUGCCUUACUGCCACCUGUGUUUGCCAGGAGCUCAUAAGACUGACUUUGUGAAGUGGACUGUGUCUUGGUUAUGCUUCUCUUACAGCCAUAUUUGUUUGGCUGAUAUUGAAACUGAAACAUGAAGUGAACCCUUAAGCAAUGAUAGUGAAAGCUAUGAAAGUAAUUAUUCAUUGUCUGUGUAAAAGAAUUCCUGAAAAUGCAAAAAAUAACUUGAAUCAGAGAAUGUCUUAUAUCUCCCAAGUUUUGAAUGUGUGUGAAUGUUUGAGUGAAGUAUGUUCUAAGGUAAUGGUGUCUGGAUGGCACUGCAGGUCUGGGAACAAUGGUCUUCCCAGCCCCCACCAGUCAUUCUAAAGCUCAUCAGCUGAUCCACUGCAUUAUUGACCUGCCACCAGAACCUUUAUUUGGUUGCGUUUUGCUCUCCAGACAAUACACAAGGUAAAAAUGUAAUAGAUUCAUUCACAAUGCCAUGCUGCCUGGCCACACAAUCACUGGUUAGCCAAUUUAGCCUAGAGGAGACAGCUGGCUUUGCUUGGCUAACCUCCCACCACACACAAGGUAUGACAGUAGUAAAUAAACUCAACACAGUGCUGCUUGGCUAUGUGUUCACAGAGAAGAAAAUAACUGGUUGUGCAUGAUUCACAAGCUACAAAAUUUAUGUGCUGUUGCCAUGGAAUGUUUUGUUCACAAGCUUGUUUUGCAUGUUUUAGGUCUAAUACAGGCAUCCGCUCACUCUGAAACAUGCAAGAAAUUCAUCAAAGCCAAAGGGAGGAUAUAAACUUUGCUGUGACUGGGAAAUGAACCACUACUGGCGACAUGGGAAGCUAGUACUCCACCCAUUCAGCCAAUAAAGGUACAUCCACCAGUCCAUCCAAGUCAAGUGGAUUUUUGGUUGCUUUCCACAUUGGGUGGGUCACUACUUGGUUUUCAUUUCUUACAUAAGUUUACCAUUAACCACCACAAAGAACAUGAACUAU
Molecule: messenger RNA, 2058 nt
Organism: Eriocheir sinensis (Chinese mitten crab)
Lineage: Eukaryota; Metazoa; Arthropoda; Malacostraca; Decapoda; Varunidae
Gene: Gem2
Product: gem-associated protein 2-like
Exons: 7
Coding region: 290-1069 (259 amino acids)
Biological process (GO): spliceosomal snRNP assembly; spliceosomal complex assembly
Cellular component (GO): nucleus; spliceosomal complex; SMN complex
Source: RefSeq, a predicted model, not a curated record